AUGGAAUUUAUGGAGUCACAGCGCAAAACUCAAGGUAGUGAUAGUGGCUCAAACAACCAAGAACCAGCCUCUCUCCAAUUGGUUUCGCCUCACCAAAUUAAUCAACCUGAACCCAGCCAUGGGUCCGGUCAGGCCCCAGCCCAUGGUCCCUUCAUGGGUUCCAUUUCCAUGCAAUCAAGAACCUCACUUUUCUCCUCCUCCACCAUCGCCACCACUAUUAACACUUCUGAUUCAAACAAAGCUGCUAAAAAACCCUCUAAGGAUCGCCACACGAAGGUGGACGGCCGAGGGCGGCGUAUACGAAUGCCGGCCUUAUGUGCAGCUAGGGUUUUCCAGCUGACCAGAGAAUUAGGCCACAAAUCUGAUGGAGAAACCAUAGAGUGGCUUUUGCAACAUGCUGAACAGGCCAUUAUAGCAGCCACAGGUACAGGUACAAUUCCGGCUAAUUUUUCGACGCUUAACGUGUCUUUACGCAGCAGUGGCACCACAAUUUCAGCUCCACCGUCCAAGUCUGCUCCUCUCUUUCUCGGCGGCGUCGGUGCCGGUAUGCUAGGGUUUCAUCACCAAUUAACAUCAAACACCGGUUUUGGACAAGACCCGGAUGAAAAUUACAUGAAAAAACGGUUCAGAGAAGAGACUAGUGGAGCAACCUCACCUUCAGCUGCUAAACUGCAAGAUCAAGAACCUAAUUCCGAACCCAAACCCGGUUCUUCUCAGCCUUCAAACUUUAUCCCGGCUCCGGCCAUGUGGGCAGUAGCACCUGCAGCCACCAACGUCGGGAACGCCUUCUGGAUGCUGCCCGUGACUGGGAACGUCGCCACGGCCUCAGCGGGUGGAGGGCAGCAGGAGCAUCAAUUACGGCAGUACAAUGCAUCAUCCAUGCAGAGAAAUGGUGGCUUUGAGUUCCCCGGUGUCGGUGGGAGCCGAUUCAGUCCAGUUCAGCUUGGUUCAAUGGUAUUGCAGCAGCAGCAGCCAGCGGUUCAGCAGCUGGGGCUACGUAUAUCAGAGACUAACAUGGGAAUGUUGGCCUCCAUUAAUGCAUAUAACAGUAGGAUUGAUUUGGGUAUGAAUUUGGAGCAUCAUCACCAUCAUCAAAACCAGCCUGAAGGUAGUGAAAGUGGUGAUGAAAAUCCAAAAGAUUCUCAAUAA
This is a messenger RNA of Fraxinus pennsylvanica, 1149 nucleotides long. Lineage: Eukaryota; Viridiplantae; Streptophyta; Magnoliopsida; Lamiales; Oleaceae. The record is from the annotation of a GenBank genome assembly.